Messenger RNA from Ooceraea biroi (clonal raider ant), 2141 nucleotides. RefSeq names its product arp2/3 complex-activating protein rickA. NCBI's taxonomy places the organism in Eukaryota, Metazoa, Arthropoda, Insecta, Hymenoptera, Formicidae. The record is from RefSeq and is a predicted model, not a curated record. Gene Ontology annotation, cellular component: nucleus; cytoplasm.
AUGAUCGAUAGUUUUUAUACUGGUUUUUAUACUCUCUUCGGAACGAGUCUCGGCUGCUGGCACGCACAAGUAAACGGUCAAGCGUGGUUAACCUCUCGAGUAAGACAACGUGUUACAUCUAAGAAAGAGACUUAGCUUAGGAAAAUAAAAGAAAUGUGAGAUUAUAGAUGUCAGACCAGGGAGGAAGAUUGUAUACGUGCCGCUAGAUUGUACACAGUCGCACAACUAAUGAAGAACGCCAGAUUUAAGGAGCUGGAGGAACAAGCAAUGAGAAAGGUGCAGGAAGCCCAACGUUCGGUAUCCAGACAUCGCGUUAAGAAAAAACGUUGCUUGGAUGAGAACGUUGCGAGAGAGAUCUCAAAGAUCGCUGAACUGUCCAAGGUGUCCUCGUCGGAUGCGAUAUCCCAAAUGUCAGAGAUGAACAUAAAUAAGAUAUCUGCGGAAUUGAAGCAGAUGAUGGAGAGGGGAAAAGUACCUGAGCAUAUAGUUCAAAUGGCUCAAUUUGCGGAAUUUAACAAGUUAAAUUCCGACUUUAGCAAGAUGUCGCAGGAACUGGCGAAGAGAUACGAGAUGGAGAAAAUGGCGGAAUACGCCAAGACUACCGAGUACAUGAAAAUGCAAGAAAUGGCCAAGAUGAAUGAGAUGGUCAAGUUCUCCGAGAUGGCCAAGUACAACAGUGACAUCACCAAGAUCAGUGAAAUGGCGAAGAUGAACGAGAUGAUGAAGAUGUCGCAGAUGGCGAAAAUCAACGAGGUUCAGAGAAUGAACGAGAUAGCAAAGUUGAACGAAAUGGUGAAAAUGACGGAGAUGGCCAAGUACAAUAGUGACAUUACAAAACUCAACGAAUUAGCACAAAUCAACGAGGUAGCAAAGGAGAUCGUGAAGAUCAAUGAGAAGACCAAGCUAAAUGAGAUGAUGAAGAUGGCAAAUAUGCAAAACGACAUCGCCAAGAUACCAGAGUACUCGAAGAUGGCGAGCGAGAUGGCGAAGCUAUCAGAACUGGCCAAGUUGAACGAGAUAACAAUCACGAAACUAAAUGACCCACCGACGUCGGCACCUGCACCAGCAUCGGCCCCGGCAUCAGCACCGACCUCGGCACCAGCCUCGGCACCGCCAAUGCCGAAGAUACCUGAGAUUCAACCGCCACCACCGCCACGUAUCCCCGAACCUGUGAUCACCGUGCCAAAUCCGAGAAAUCUACAGAACGUGCAAACCGUACAAAUGGCGCAGGCCAGCCCGUCCAGCAUGAUCAAUUUCUCCAGCGUGCCUGGCCAGAACAACUACGGUAAAUUAUUGGCCAUCAUCGAGGAACUUGGCAGAGACAUCCGUUUGUCGUACGCGGGCAGCCGUAGCGCUGCCGAAAGGCUGAAGAACGGCAUUCAGCAAGCCAGGAUUAUUGUACGGGAGUGCCUGCUGGAGACGCAACAUAAUGCGCAGCAAUGAUCUGCCGACUACUAGGCUACCGAUUAGAUUCUAGCCUUUUACCAUUUUAUCGAGAAAAUAUUGCUUUGUGGGAACGCUUAGAUUUGGAAGUUUGGACUAAUGCAAUUACGUAUAUGUGUACAUAGAUCGAGCGAUUCGCGAGAUGGAUGAUGCCUUGGCUGCCUGCUGUUGAAAACUUGACUCGCAACUAGCACAGUUUUAUGUAUACGCUAUAUUCUAACAGAGAUAUUACGUACAAUAUAUGUGUGUGCGUGUGUUACGGAUAAAACAAACUGCAAAAAUGAACUGGUAAAAAACACCAUUGAGCCAUCAAGUGAAGAGAAUAUUCCGUAUAUUGCGAUAUUGCUAGAUUUAUGUAUGCAUGUCAUUGGAAUAGUGAGCAAACAUUUUUUAGUUUUAAGUUGCAAUUUGGUACAUGUAGAAAUAAUUCAGAAUCGGGUACCAAUUGUAUCAUACAUAUACGUAUAUAUAUACAUAUAUAUAUACUUUCGGAGUAGAUAACUUUGGUCUGUAUUUUAUCAAACGCGAAAAACAGUUGUAAUGUAAUUUUUGUUAAAAACCAUCGGGUGCAUAUACCGCAAAUCUUUAUAGUAUACGUUUCGAGUGAGUGAAGAUGAAGCUUUUCAAACGACAUGUACCUAAUGGAAAGUAUAAUCCCAUAAAUAUAUCGUUAAAUAAAUAAAAAUUUUGUACAACAA